Chelonus insularis is the source of this 905-nucleotide messenger RNA. RefSeq lists its product as uncharacterized. The record is from RefSeq and is a predicted model, not a curated record. The coding region runs from base 190 to 873 and encodes 227 amino acids. The transcript is spliced from 2 exons. NCBI's taxonomy places the organism in Eukaryota, Metazoa, Arthropoda, Insecta, Hymenoptera, Braconidae.
GAGAGAAGACUUCUCUCUGGUUAUACAUGAAGGGAUCACGCUGAUUUCUCAAAAAAUCUAAUACAAAUUGUUGAAUUGUAUAAUUUAUACAAAAAACAAGGCUGUUCUUUACAUGUAAAUCUUUUACAUCAGUUUUAUUCAAAACUUUCUUUUACAUUUGUGAAAUUAAUUAAAAACUACUACUUAACAAUGAUAAUUUGGACAUUGUGUCGAGUUAGUAGGCUCAAAGAAGUAUAUCAACGAUUACCUUUACUAUCAUCAAUAACUAAAAUAAAUAAAAUUCCUCAAAGAUACAAUAUAUCUUUACAUAAUGAGGCACUUUUUGGACGAGAUAAGAAAAAAAUUAAAAAGUUCAUGUCGAUAGACAAUAUACCAAAAGAUUCUCAACUGGUAUACAAUUGUGCAAUAUCGAAACUUAUAGUAUUUGCAUACAAUUCGUCUUGGUUUCUAUUGAUAUUUAUUUUGUCUGGAAUUUAUUAUUAUACUGAUAGUGAAUUGGACUAUCCUCUUUAUGAACCUGACCAGAAUGAUGGAAGUACUUUGCACAAUAUUACAAUAUAUUCAGAAGUAGAACAUUAUAUGAUUUAUUUAUUUCUGUUAUGCUAUAAUGUAUUUGGAUUUGUAUGGUGUCGACGAACAGCAUUGAGAAUAUGGCAUCAUAACGACAAAUAUUAUAUGAUUUUACCAAAACUUGUUUCUAAAAGUGGAAGACAAGUUAUUGUUAAACCAGGAGACAUGUCACUCAAAUAUAAAUUUGUACAGAUACCUUUGAUUAAAAAUGUUCAUGUUAUGAAUGGUUGGAAAUACUACAUAAAUGAAGAAAAUUUUAUGACACCAUUAGAAUAUUUUAAAUUUAUUGGUGAAUCUACUUGAUUUUGUAAAUAAAUAUAAAAUUUUUUAAAUAA